Molecule: messenger RNA, 2261 nt
Organism: Phytophthora nicotianae INRA-310
Lineage: Eukaryota; Oomycota; Peronosporomycetes; Peronosporales; Peronosporaceae
Exons: 2
Coding region: 1234-2094 (286 amino acids)
Biological process (GO): mitochondrial transmembrane transport
Source: RefSeq, a predicted model, not a curated record
CAUCAGUACACGUUUACAGAGCUGGUUGAGUUGCUGGUAAGUAAUCACGUACCAGAGAAUGUAGGACGCCUUGCCAGUGGCCGAGAACAUGAAGCCAAAGUUGACCUUAACACGGUCCGCUACCGACGGGAAGCGCUCGUGGUUCUCAAUGAACGCCAGUCCUGCACUCAGAAACCUGUACAUGGAAUAAAACAGCACCACAGUCUAUCAGCGACGGUCCUUGCGCGACAGUAGUCAGCCGACGGACGUACAUGAGGUAGAUACACACAAGGAAGUGCGAGUAGCUGGGCGCCUGGAACAUGCGGAAGAAGCACAAGACCCACAGACCCCCAGCGAAGACCAAGUUCACAAGCCGCAUGUAGCCAUUAAUGCGCUUAAUGUCUGUGCCCGAGAUGCGGCGCUCCAGCUCGUCCGUGCGCUCCUUAAUAGCCGGCGGCAUCUGCACCUGUGAGAUCUGAGUUUUGAACUGCGUCGAGAUCUGACGAAGCAUCUCCGAGGCGGGGACCGAGGCCGAGCCAGUGGUAGUGCCUUCUCCAGCUGCGGCGGGGGCCGCAGCUGCAGGCGGAACGGGGGCAGCAGGGCGCGCGGCAGUCGUGGAGCCCGACGCUUCCAUCAUGUUGUUGAGCAGUUUCUUUAUGGGUCCGCAGGACUCUUGGGUUCGUGACUUGCUUUUUGACAGCUCCUUACAAACCGCUAUAUGCGGGAUGAUCCGUUGGGAUUUUCUAAGAAAGUCUGGUCGUGGAAAACAGAGCUCGAGCUUCCCAGCAAAGGUGACAUGGCUACAGUUUCAUCUUUUAUUUCGGUUUCAGCCAAUCCAAACCGUUAUACUGAUUUGGAACAAUAUGGUUGGUCAGAAAUAAAACCAGGUAACGGCCGACGCUUUGUAAAUCAAAACUUUUGAUUUAAAGAUGGACGAGACCGUCAAGAAGUCCAUCGCCGCCUCCGUUGGAGCAGUCAUCACGUCCUUCGUGAUCACACGUAAGACACACCAAACAGACUGGAGGCGGCAGUGAUCCUCCUGUAACUUUAGCACUUUACUGAGGACAGAAUGCUGCGUGUUAUUGAUGAUACAGCGCUGGAGGUGGUGAAGACGCGCUUGCAGGUGCAAGCGCCCACUGUGGUCCACGCAUCGCCGGCUGUGCAAAAGGUAGAUUUAUCAGAAGUUACUCUGUUUACCAGGUCUCAAACUGGAAUUUAGUGCUGGCAAUUGGCAUUUGCUAACCGUGCUGGUAAAUGAUAUUGUGGCAGUGCCCUUACUACAACUUCUCCAAUGGAUUGAUCGAUACAAUGCUGCCCAAACAGCGGCUGCUCAAGCAGUGCAAGUGCUCACCGCAGCAAAUUUGCGCACCGCCCAAACCUGAUAGCACUCUGUUCACAAUGGCUCGCAUCGUGCGUCUGGAGGGCCCACUGGCAUUGUACGCCGGAUUGCCGCCAACGCUGCUGACUGCUAUUCCGUCGACGGCAGUGUACUUCACAUCGUACGAAAUGCUGCUCAAACGACUGAAGACAGCUUUUCCUGAGCAAAACCACGGACUUCUGGCUAUGGCAUCAGGCAGCAUGGCACGUGCAGCCGCCGCCACGAUCUUCUCUCCUUUCGAGCUGAUUCGCGUCCAGAUGCAAGCUGUCGCCAACGCGCAUCCGUUCGCGACGUACAUGCGGCGAGUAUGGCAAGGUGGGGCUCGUCAGCUGUUUGCUGGUCUUGGCGCCACCCUUGCUAGGGAUAUUCCGUUCUCUGCCUUCUACUGGUAUGGUAUUGAGACGUCUAAGGAGUAUCUGAUGGACCGGGUGCCCAUUGCAGACGCCCAGACAAAGAAGGUCUCAGUUGCCUUAAUCUCGGGCGUACUGGCGGGUGUGUUGGCCACAAUUUCCACACAUCCAUUCGACGUGGUCAAGACGCGGUCGCAGCUGGUCGUGUACACUAAAGAUAUGGCUCCAGCGCCAUCGUUUACACAGCUGUUGCAGCAGGUGUGGGAGGCGGAAGGAGCUCGGGGCAUGACGGCCGGGUUGGUGCCUCGCGUUGUGAAAGUCGCACCCGCGUGCGCCAUCAUGAUUUCCUCGUAUGAGGCAACUAAGCAGGCCUUCAACGUGGAUUAAGACCAAUAGAGUAGACUCAUCCAUUGGCGUUCUCGUCAACGAAGCGGAGCGUUGGCGGGGCACCCACAAGCGUCAUGGACAGGUGACGCGGUUGUAAGCCAUAAUUUUGCCCCAGAUUUGCUCGUCAAGGAAGUCGUCUUGCACCACCAUUCUGAGGCCAAGUACGG